Molecule: messenger RNA, 1662 nt
Organism: Rhopalosiphum padi (bird cherry-oat aphid)
Lineage: Eukaryota; Metazoa; Arthropoda; Insecta; Hemiptera; Aphididae
Exons: 4
Coding region: 1-1662 (553 amino acids)
Source: RefSeq, a predicted model, not a curated record
AUGCCUGGCAAUAAAUGCCAGUAUUUUAAUUGCUAUAAAAAUACAAUCAAGUAUCCUGGGCUAAGCAUGUUUCGGUUUCCAAAAGAUAGAAUAAUAUCUGAAACCUGGGCAAUAAAUUCUGGAAAUGUUAGUUUACUAUCACUGGAUGUGGAAAAGCUAUACAGUAGAUACAUUUGCCAAGAACAUUUUAGCCCGGAUGAUUUUAUUUAUAUGUACGAUAAAAAAAAGAAAUUAAAACCAAAGGCAGUUCCAUUCAAAUUUAAUUCUUUAGAUGAAAAUCAACCGUCUAUGUCAUCUGCAGAUGAAGAUGAUUUAACAUUAUUGACACCAACCAAAACGUAUAACAAAUACAAAACCAGUACUGAAGUAGAGUUAAUAUUCUCUAGUCCUAAUUCAAUUAUGUCUACGCCGCAAAAAGAAAAAAUUUCCGAUUUAAUUGAUAUGCCUAGUCCGAGUUUUAAAAGAAAACAUUCGUAUGAUAAAGAUCCCGAUACGCCUAGAAAAAUAAAAUUAAAACAAAAAAUUGAAAAAAAAUCGAAAAUAAUUCAUAACAAAAACAGUCAUAUUUCUAAAUUAAAAAACUAUGCUUCUAAAUUUAAGGUUCAAAAUAAUUUAAAAAAUCUUAUAAAUGCAUAUCAAUUUCCAUCAUGUAACUCUAGGGCAUUAGUAACUAUGCAGCUAAAAACCAAACGUCGUACAUGGACAACUGCAGAGAGAAAUUUAGCUUUUACUUUUUUUUAUAAAUCCCCAACUGCCUAUAAUUUUAUACGCCUACAAAAAAUUAAUUUACCUGCUCCAUCAACUAUUAGACGCUGGAUCGGAGAAUCAAAAUUUUUACCUGGUUUUAAUAAUUACUUUUUUGAUCAUAUACAAAAAAAAUUUGAGCAUACCAAUUAUAAAGAGAAAGAAUGCAGCAUUUGUUUUGAUGAAAUGUAUAUCAAAGAAUUUUUAGAAUAUUCUAAACAAUAUGAUUUUAUCGAAGGAUUUCAAGAUUUAGGAACUUACGGUAGAAUGAAUAAAACUGCAAAUUGUGUAUUAGUGUUUUUAGCUCGUGGUAUAUAUUCUCAAUGGAAAUUUCCUAUUGCAUACUAUCUUUCUAAUUCUGGCGUAAACAAAGAAAUCUUAAAAAAUUUAAUUGUUGACAUUUUAAAUAAACUAUUUGAUAUUGGCUUAAGCCCAAAACUCAUUGUAUGUGAUCAAGGAACAUCAAAUCAAAGAGGCUAUAAUAAAAAUCCAACUUCGAGGACAAUAAGGACUUCUAUUAGAAGUAGCUGUAUUUUUUCCUUGUGUGCUUCGACAGCAACUAACUGUGAACCUUUACAAGACACAAAUGAUUUUAUAUCAAUCGAUGUAAAUAAAAUAUCUACUAACACAGAAACUAUAGAAACUUAUUCUGAUGACGAAUCAAGUAUUUCUUCGAGUUCAUCUGCCGAUAACAAGUUUAAAUGUGUAGAUAAAAUUCAAACAGACAUCGUCACGGUCACCCUAGAAGAUUGUUCAGUUACUUAUUUUGCUGGAUAUCUUAUAUACAAAUGUUAUAAACAAUUUAAUUGCCACCAUUGUCAAAAUAAUUUACAAACUAAUAAAAAUUUAAAUGAUAAAAACCAGUCGCGCCGCGUACACCGUUCACUACACACGUGUUCUGUACAUCGCUCCGUAUAA